GAAGGGGUUGGGGGAGAGAGCGUACGGUCCAACACGUGACUCAAGGGUAUAAGAGGCUGCACAAACUGUGGGUCACCACAGUCUCCGACAGAACCAGUCACCCAUCCAGUCUCCUGCCCUCCUGCAGGCAACAUGAAGAUCUUUUGUGUGGUGUUGGCUGUGCUGGUGGUCCUCCUGAUGGACUCGGCCCGAGCAGCACCCGGCGCCGGCGCGGACCCGGACCCCCAUUACCAUAGUUAUUAUGGUUACGGCCGUUACCCUGGAUACGGAGGCUAUGGCGGCUACGGAGGCUAUGGCGGCUAUGGAGGAUACGGUGGCUAUGGCGGCUAUGGUGGCUAUGGCGGCUAUGGCGGCUAUGGAGGCUAUGGCGGCUAUGGACGCUACUGGGGGUAAGGUUAUCGUCCUUAUGGUGUUCUGGGCCACGGCAUAACCGUCUUGUAACCUUGUUGUUGCCGCGUCAAGAGAAACAAAAACACAUUGUGACCUUCCUAAAUGAAGGUCACCCGUAAUCCCUGGUGACCUUCCUUGUAUCUCUGAACUUGGUGACCUCCCUGGAAGGCGUCUCAACAGUCCCACACGCUGACCCCUACGAGGCACCUACGAUGAAUCUUCAGGUCUUAUAUUGGACAGCUCCAAGAUACCUCCCAGAAAUACAUUAUAUGGUGAUUAUUUAUUGGAAAACUUUGGUUUGAAGGUCUUGAAUCAAGUCCUCGAGUACAAAGUCCUUAAAAGUCCUGCGGCUGAGUAUAAGACUCGGAGGUUGCAAGUAGAUCUAUAAUUUUCUGUACAAGCAACACAAGCCGGGCCAGCUCCAGGGCAAGCUGUUGACGUGCUGGUGGACCGUUAGUGGAAUACCUUUAGUGGCCUCGUCAGUAGUUGAUGACGAAUAUUUAUUUAAUAAAAUCCAAUAAAUACU
Procambarus clarkii (red swamp crayfish) is the source of this 916-nucleotide messenger RNA. NCBI's taxonomy places the organism in Eukaryota, Metazoa, Arthropoda, Malacostraca, Decapoda, Cambaridae. The record is from RefSeq and is a predicted model, not a curated record.